GUCGCACCAAGAUACGAAUUGUGUUGAACAUAAAAAAUAGUGGAGGAGCUUACCGAACUUUUUUUGUUUUGGUUUUCGAAUAAAUGAAAAUGGGUUGCAAACUCGUCGUUUUCGGAUUAUUUUUUAUGGUAUCCGGACUUGCUGGUGAUCGUGAAAAUGUGACAGUGGUCGAAUCGAAUCAAGGACGGUCUAUUAGGGAUUCGAUUUAUAGGGGACUGCUCGUAUGUGCUCUACGGUACGACGCUGGUUGUUUCAUGGACGUCGCUCAUAAUUAUUUGGAUUUGAAAAGGACGGAAUUAUUAGUGCAAGCUGACCAGGAGGUAGCUAGGGCUACUGGUAGUACCAGCGCCCAAGCGAAGCCAUCACAAAUAGCUAAAACUAUUGAAAAACUAUUCGCAGAUCUUACUGCAUUAUUUAAAGAUGGAUUCUCCAGUUGGUUCAAUUCUAAAGAUGACGAUGAUGAAUUAUCCAACGAUAAAACUAAAGAAAUAGAAGGAGACGAUGAUGAAGAAGACGAUGAUGAUAAUAAAAAGGGAGGAAAUGCCAGUCGAGACGUCGGAGUGAUUUUCCUAAAAGUAGCUUUACUCGUGAAAAUUUUCGAAGCCGUUUUGAAAUUGAAGUUGGUACUGUUAGGAACGGGAUUUUUGAUACUUUACGUAGCGAAAAUUUGGUUGGAUCACAAAAAUAGAAAGGACGAUCAUAUGGAAACCGGCGGAAUCGUUUAUAAGAAUCCGUUGGAAGCUGGUGGGGCUGAAUGGGCGGGACCUGGAACGCCAGGGGAAUACCACGAAGGUAGAAAGAAGAAAAAAAAGAAGAAGAAGAAAUACAUCUACGCCAUCAUCAUGGCGGCAAUAGCGAAAUUAGGAUUGUUGGUGAAACUUCUUCAAGCCGGACUCCUGUUAAAAAUCGCUUUAACUACUCUCGCCAUUCUUGGAGUCUCAGUAGCUAAAUUGAUAUUUUUGAUUAAACAGGGCAAACAAAAGACUAUUUAUUACGAAAACUCCCAUCACGAUCAUCACUACGAACACGACGAUAUUUAUGAACACGAUGAACAUCACGGGUGGAAAAGAAGCGUCAGAAGCGCUAAUUAUAUGGCUUAUACCAAACAGAUUCCGUGA
Molecule: messenger RNA, 1118 nt
Organism: Diorhabda carinulata
Lineage: Eukaryota; Metazoa; Arthropoda; Insecta; Coleoptera; Chrysomelidae
Exons: 4
Coding region: 84-1118 (344 amino acids)
Source: RefSeq, a predicted model, not a curated record